CAAAGAAACACUGCAAAUACAAAAUCACAAUAAACGAAACCGCAUUAAUUAUACCUUCGUGGGUAGAGUCAACAGGGGUGGCGAACUGUGAACCUUGAGGUUAUAGAAAAUUAAAGAGAUGUAAAACCUUGCAAGCUGUGCGAAGUCAAAACACUGAUUACCUCUAGUAACGUAAGGGAAAACUACUUAGUGUGGCAUGGUCUUUGUCUAGCAAAGAAGGGGUCUUACUGGCUGGCUUUAUGGAGAUAGCUCAAGCAACGGUGCCGGUAGAAGAGCGCUAAGUAUGAACGUUACAUUUGCUUCUAAUGCUUCAGCAUCACUCUGCGAAGAUGUGGUAUAUUUCGCAGCAAUGGCGGCUGUUCAUUCCGUGACUUUCGCCAUAAACUUUGUUACAGCGCUGGCAAUAUGGCGAUUACCGGAUUUAGAAGAAAACAGAUAUCAUCUUGUAGUGCGAACCUUAAUCCUUAGCGACUGUUUCAUCCCGCUGUCUGGCCUGCCGAUGUCUGUCGCUUCGUUUCUGAAUUGUGGUUGGGUCGGUGGCCAGGUUUCCUGCACUUUAUCUGCGUUCUUUUCAACCGCUUUUUUAAGCUGGUCAGCUCUUAUUGUUGUGAUAAUGUGCGCGUUAAGAUUCCUGGCUGUCACCAAGCCGUUGUUCUAUCGUAACCAAGUGACUUAUACGCGUGUCCGUAUGAUACUAUUCAUCGCUCUUGUCUGGGGGUGUUCACAUUUGGUGCUACCUAUCGUUGGCUUGGGCAAGUUUCGUCUUCACGCGCGCGGUCUAUACUGCGCCUUAGACAUUACUCCCUCGAAACCUCACGAUAGGACUCUUGUUUACAUGACCAUAGUAGAAGGGUGCUUGGUCGUUGUAGCGUUGGUGUAUUUUAGCGCGGGGAUUGUGCUGACUGUGAAGAAGAAAAGAAGAGUCAGUAGCACUUUGUCGCUACAGCAGCAAAGAGGCGCUGGGAUAGAGAAAAUUAUGCGGCAACAUGGCGGCUUUGCUGCCAUGACAUCGACUAUCGUCGUAUUGUACUGGUUCUGCUUUGUACCCUUCCUGUCGUAUCGCAUUUGGCUGGUGUACUGGGGCGAGUCGCGGCUGAACGAAGACGUCUAUUACGUAACCGAGCUUAUUGCGCAUGUCAACCCUUUGCUAAAUCCGCUGGUGUUUGUUGCGUGCAGUCGCCAGUACCGCAGCUGUAUCAACAAGUUGUUUAUUCGCGUGUGCGUUCAUAAGUGCACUUUGUUGAUGCCACAGGCUAUUACAGAAACCUACGGGGACAUGGGUGGUGGAAUUGAGAUGCGUAAAAUGUCUGCCUUGUCGACUAAAACAGACAUUGUUAUGAUAUAAGGACAUUCCAGAAGGCGCUUGGAAAACAUAUGGUAAAUCAAGUCAUAGAAUACUUGUAAGAAUGGAGAGGUCCUUACAAAGUCGGGAUGAACUGUGAUCGUUGUGUUGGAUCGUUCAAGGAAAACUACGAAACGCUUACAUUAGUCGCUCUUUUCACUUUGUACAGAUAUUCUGUGCACAAAAGAUUUGUCGAUAAGGUAGUUAUACAAAGGAAUUUUUGUGUUUUCUCAAAAAAAUAUGUUCCGGUUAACUAGAUCUAAUCUUGUGUAUUUCCGCCCUGUCUCACUGAAAAUGUUUAAUAUUUUCUUUAUGCCGCGCGUGUGGUUUGUAGGCUGCUCGUGAGCUUAAUUCUAGAGAAAACAUAUUCCCGGAGUACCCCCAAAGAGUUUUGUAUUACCUGGGUAUAAUACGGCAUUGCUUGAGCUAAUGAGGAAAUCCUUUACCAAGAGAACUGAGUGGCAUUUUAUUCCGGAAGGAAGGAAUUUGUUUGAUCUAUUACAAACAUCAAAUUUAUAACCAAUAGGGUGAUUGAUAAAACAUGAAAAACAA
Molecule: messenger RNA, 1894 nt
Organism: Nematostella vectensis (starlet sea anemone)
Lineage: Eukaryota; Metazoa; Cnidaria; Anthozoa; Actiniaria; Edwardsiidae
Product: rhodopsin
Exons: 3
Coding region: 284-1345 (353 amino acids)
Biological process (GO): G protein-coupled receptor signaling pathway
Cellular component (GO): plasma membrane
Molecular function (GO): G protein-coupled receptor activity
Source: RefSeq, a predicted model, not a curated record